Molecule: messenger RNA, 3437 nt
Organism: Carica papaya (papaya)
Lineage: Eukaryota; Viridiplantae; Streptophyta; Magnoliopsida; Brassicales; Caricaceae
Source: RefSeq, a predicted model, not a curated record
CAUUUGAUGAAGCAUGGAGAAGCCAAAAGCUUGUUGAUCUUUUCUUUAUGUUCUGUAGUGCUGUCUUGGAUUGGUAUUUAACUUUCUAGUUGUUGAAUUUCUAAUGGCAUGUUAGCGAACCUGCACAUAUAUUUGGGAAAGAAAUAAAUGCAUGCAAAGGUAAGAUGUAAUUAAUAAAACCACAGGGUGGGGUUUUUGCACGUUUCUGUCUGUAUGUUUUGAGCCAGAUUAUUUACUAAUCCAUUCUUUUUGCAGGAUCCUAUCCAUGAAUGGAUCAGCAGCAACUCCAUUUUUAAAAUUUUAAUUUUUUUAAAUAUAUUUUCCUUUGGGAAGCUAGGGCAUCGUGUUUGUGACAUUAUACAUGAUUGUUUGUUUACUGGCCAGUUCCAAUGACUGCUUGAUACUUUGAAUUGCUGAUCUAGGUUAAUAAUGUGUAUUUCAUUGUGUACUGGCUUUUGAGUUUGGCAUCUGGUUUAUUGGGGUUUGAAUUCUCAUUGCUGGUUCAAUUAAGGAGGAGCUCUGUGCUUGGAGGGGCAUCUCAGGGGAUAAGAGAACAAUUUAUCCCUCUGGCUGCCUUUUGGGUCAUUGAAAAAGGAUUGGAAGGGCUUUUGAGGGCAUUAAAUUUCAUUUUGUUAGAUUUAUAGGGAUUCUUGGUUAUAGACCUUAAGCUUUUAGAUUAGGAUGACUUGCCUUAUUCUAGCGAAGAUCUAGAGGACCGAAUAGACAUUUUCUUAAAUUUGUAAAUAUCUUGUUUUUGGAGUGAACUCUCUUGGUGCUUGUGAAUGUAAUUCAUCUUUUUUUCUCCAAAAAAAAAAAAGAAUUUGUAUUUCAUGCAUAAAUUGGUGUAUUUCAUGUAUAAAUUGGCUUGAGUGAAUAUGGGUCUUUGCACCCUUGCUUCAUGUUGCUUGUUGAUUUAAUCAUUAUUCUGACCACUGGUUAUACACAGUCAAUUUCAUUGACUAACGAAAAACCUCAUGAGGCCUAAAUAAUUAAAAUAGUAGGUGGUUAUUAGCAACAGAUACUCAAGAAGUAUUCUUCUAAAUGUUUGGAUAUCUGGAUAUGGAAUUCAUGGCAUGAUUAUGUCUUUCCUGAAUAUUAACUUGAUCUUAAUUAUACACCACGAAUAAAUUGCAAAUUCUACUUUCUAUAUGCUAUGCAAAGGUUAAGUUGAGGUUCUGAUGUUGCUAGUUAAAAGUUGACUAUGAAGAUCGGGUGGCAAGGUUUAGGAUCUUUUUGUCUCUCUUAAUAACAUGGUCAUAAAUUGUUGUGGGGGAUUUUCUUAAGUAAAUCAAAUUAAAUGCUACAUGUUUUACACUGAUAUGCAAAUCUUGGUGAAAUUUCACAAAUUGCAAGGUUGCACAAAGAGAUAUAUGCUCAGCAUGUAGUUCUAAAUUGCCCUUCCAAUCAUCUUUGGGCUUAGUGGCAGGAUAGGUUGUUGACAUGGUUCAGCUCAUGGAAGAGUUUGAAUAAUGGAGAUUUUACCUUUUUUUUUUCAGUUAUGAACCUAUAAUAUGAAAUUUCCUUUUUGAUGGUUGAUUUUUAUGUUUUUUAACUUUAGUGUUUCUUUGGUUUUUAUUUUAGGAUCAAAUUAAGUUCUAAUUAAUUAAUAUACAUCAUAAGACAUAAAAAUUUACCUUUAUGUGUUGUGUUAUUUUCCUGAACCUAUAAACUGGGAAAUUGAUCAGUGCCUACUUGUUUGGUGUCUGAUGUCACUCAUUAAUUGGAUCAUUGGACUUGAAAGUUUUUAAUAAAAUUUUUAUUAGCUCCCUGAUGUUAUGAUUAUGAUAAUUUGAUAUUUGAGCCUCUGUUAAGUUGCUUUUGGUACAUGGCAUGUAAUCUUUGGUUAAUGAGGAUAGAUUUGGUUUUAAAGAAUAAUAUCAUGUUGGGAAAUCAUGAACUUCUAUUAAAGUUUUGGUCAUUUUGACGAGUUGUUUAAAUAUCAUAGUUGAACUUUUUAGCAUUUUAUAUUAGGUGGAUUUCUGUAAAUAGCCCUUCAUUUUGGAAACCUCUUAUUAUGUGAUUUUCUUUUUAUAGUUUAUUUUAUGGUCAUGAUUCUGCUAAAUAUUAUAUUAGCAUUAAGUUCUUUUUCUUUAUUAAUUGGAUUUCUUCCCUUAUAUGAGCUUCAAGGAUUUUGUUUCUGUAGCUUUUUAUGGCUGUUGAAGAUGACAAUAAUUUGUUUUACAGUCUUCUACCGAGGGAGAAAGAUAGUGAGUGAAAGAGAGUGUAAGACAACAACACAAUCCCAGUAUGGGCAAGAGAGGAGGCUCCAAUACAGUACCAAAUACGCAGUCAGGGUCCCAAAAUCUAAUCUCGCUAAGAGAAGAAGUUACUGGUAAAAAGCAAAUGAAAGGAAAGGCAAGGGCUGGACGACCAACUAACGUAAAGGCUAUCCUGAGACAUGAGCACUUACAGAACCAUGCAGUGUGGACAAGUCAGGACACGUCAAUGCCCUCUUUGGCAGCAUUUUUCGGACACUGUUUGGCUGCUGAUGGAGAAGCUGCAGGGAUUGUUCCAGACCUUUCUUUGUUCUCUUGCCAGAAAUGUGAGACAAUCCUUCAUCCUGGCUUUAAUUGCACUAUUCGAAUCGAAAAGAAUUCAGUCAAGGUGCAGCACAGAAGUAAGAAAUUGAAUAAUUCAUUGACGCAGAAUAAUGUGGUUUACAAGUGCCACUUUUGUUCUCACAAAAAUCUGAAGAGAGGCACUCAAAAAGGUCACAUGAAAGAGAUUUAUCCAGUCAAGCCAACUAACAUUUCAAAACUUUAACCUUCUAAACCUGCCACGUCGAUACUCCAAAACUUUGUGAUCAACUCCAAGGAAGGUGCUGUCAAAAGCCAAGAUGAAAUCCAGAAGGUGGAUGGAAUCACAAACAGCCCAUUAACACCAAUGGUGAGACCUGCCACUACUUUGCUAGAUAGAAACAAGAGGAAGAGAAACAAAUCCCGGACUCCGAAACCAUCUGAGGUUGAAAACAAGUCUGCCAUCUCUGAUUUGGAUAAAACUCUCAGUGCUUCAAGUAAAAGAAGGAGAAAGUCAUGGACAAGCCUCAAGGAAAUUGUCAAAAGUAAUGAGCGUGAUACCAGUCAGAGAGUUCCUGACCUGAAAAUUCCUUUUCAUUUGUAACAAAGCUUCAAGAAGUUUUCUGUUCGAAUUUGAGUAGUUCAUAAAAUUGAAGAAGCUGAGGGUUCGUGGCAUCAGUCAGGAAAAUUCUACAUAUCCAAGGGUGGGAUUUUGGCAAUCAAGGUGUCUUUGGGUAAAGUCAAUAGUUUUGUGGUAGUUAUCCAUUCGAGUGAGGGUGGAAGAUGGCAUUGUAGAUAGUAUAAAAGUACGGAUGCUAUAUGUAGUUUGGGAAUAGCAUGAUUUUGUUUUUCUUUUAGUGAUAUUACAAUGAUUGUAACAUGUUCUUUCAGAUUUUGCAAUCUUCUUGACUCAUUGGGGCA